AUGCCGCAGACCGGGAACCAGACGAGCUUGUACAACAAGCUUGUCAUUACUUUUGUCGCCAUCGGCGGAACCACAUAUGGAUAUGCCGCCUCAAUUAUCGGAAGCACAAUUGGACAGCCGGGCUGGUACCAAUACUUCAACCUGCCCAAUGCUGGCGAACCGGGCUACGAUACUAUAACUACGCCGGCGAUUGCGACGGCCAAUGGUCUCUUCUCCGCUGGAGGUGCGGUUGCGUGUCUCAUUCUCAUGUGGGCAUGUGAUUAUUAUGGUCGAUUAAGGAGUAUUCAGUUUGGCUGUGCGCUGGGUAUUCUCGGUGGUACACUACAAUGUGCUGCUCAAAAUCUUGCUAUGUUCCAGGCUGGAAGAUGGAUCAUGGGAAUGUGCGUUGGCCUUAUGGCCACAGUUACUCCCAUGUAUCUCUCCGAGAUGUCUAGUCCCAUGGCCCGCGGCUGGCUCGUCGGCCACCAUGCCAUAUUCCUCGUCUUUGGUUACAUGUUAUCCUCUUGGAUUGGCUUUGCUGUGUACUUCUCCAAGAACCUCGAAUUUGGCUGGCGCUUCCCUUUGGCUUUCCAAGUCCUGCCCCCACUGGUGUUGCUCAUAGGGUCACCUUGGAUUCCCCGCUCACCUCGAUGGCUCAUGUCCAAGGGACAUAAUGAAGAAGCAUGGACUGUGCUGGUCCGCCUUCGCAAGUCUGCUACUGACCCGGAGGAUUUGAUUGCAAGAGAAGAGUACCACCAGAUCAAGAAGCAGCUUGAACUCGAUGCGAAGAAGCUUGAGGCUUAUGGAGGUAGCCCUUGGAAGGCUGUCUUUAAGAAGAGGAGCUACCGCAAGCGCAUGAUUAUUGGCUUUAUGACACAAUGGGGUGCUGAGUUUGGAGGACCUCUUAUCAUUAACAACUACGCUGUCAUCCUCUAUACUAGCCUGGGGCAAACUGGCUACAUGCCCCUCCUGCUCUCAGCUUUAUGGUUGACAACCGCUGGCCUCAUUUACAACCCUGGUGGUGCCUGGUUGCACGAUAAGGUUAACUCGCGCCGAAAGAUGUACAUGACUGGCUUCAUCGGCAUCGUCAUCACUACAUCCAUCUACUGUGCCAUGGUGUCGUUAUAUGCAGGAACAGAUAACAAAGCAGGCAAUGCCAUUGGUGUGCUGUUCAUGUUUCUGUAUCUUGCUUUCCAAGGAACAUUCUGCAAUACCACCAUGUAUCUAUACGUCUCCGAGAUCUUCCCCACCGAGAUCCGAUCUAUCGGUAUUGGAUGGUCUCUCUUUGGACAGUUUGCAGCCACCAUUAUCCUUCUCCAAUCAGCACCCAUCGGCUUCAACGCAGUAGGAUGGAAAUACUUCCUUCUCAUCAUCUGCUGGAGUGCCCUUUUUGUCCCCGCCAUUUACUUCUUCUGGCCAGAAACUGCAAGGUUGUCUCUGGAAGAGAUUGGUAAGCAGUUUGGCGAUGAAGUUGCUGUGCACAUCAACGAUGCUACUGAGGAGGAGCGUGCUGCCAUUGACAGAGAGAUUAUUGGGGCAGGCUAUAGCGAACACAAAAUUCCUGGCGAUGUUGUGAAUGACGUCCCCUCGAGUAGCAGUAGCCAAUAUAUUGCCACAAAGCAGUAG
Messenger RNA from Fusarium sp. VM40, 1605 nucleotides. NCBI's taxonomy places the organism in Eukaryota, Fungi, Ascomycota, Sordariomycetes, Hypocreales, Nectriaceae. The record is from the annotation of a GenBank genome assembly.